AUCAUUGCAAUUUGUUUUUCGAUUCCGCCUUCUUAAACCGCUGCCACUUCAGUUCUCUGUUUUCAGCCUUGUGAAAUGGAGAGAAAGGGUUUCAAAUUAGGGAAAUUUCUGAUUUCUUCUCCCAAUUUUCACCAAUCAGGUAAUUUACACUUCGCCUUCCGUUAUUUGCGUACAAAAUCUGUUUCAAAUUGCAAUUCCCCCGAGAAAAUGAAGCUUGAACUGGGUAAUAUCAAUGGCUUGGAUGAAGCUAUGAAUCUGUAUAAGAAUAUGGCGGAAACGAGACCUUUUCCUCGUAUACAACACUUCAAUCAGCUGCUUUCGCAUUUGGUUAAUCUGAAAGAGUAUUCCGCAUCCAUUUUACUAUUCAAUGAUAUCUGCAAUUUGGGGAUUUCAGUUACUGAGUACACAAUGAGUAUUGCUAUUAAUAGUUAUUGCCUCUCUAAUCGUAUCGAUUACGGGUUUUCCAUUCUGGCAAUGUUCUUCAAGCGCGGCUGCGUCCCCGAUUCGAUCACUUUCAAUACCUUAUUGAAGGGUUUGUUUCGAGAAAAUAGGGUUAGCGAGGCGCAGGAAUUGUUUAGGAAGAUUGUGAGGGAAGGAUUGUGUGAGCUCACUGUAGUUACUUACGGGACUGUGAUCGACGGGCUUUGCAAGUCGGGUAAUACUACAGUUGCUAUUGAAUUGCUCGGAGUAAUGGAGAAAGGGAGUUGUUGUAAGCCCAACAUCAAUGUGUACAACAUGGUUAUUGAUUCCUUAUGUAAGAAUAGAGGGAUGGAAUCCGCGUUGAAUCUCUUUCGCGAAAUGAAAGAGAAAGGCGUUGCGCCGAAUGUUUUCACUUACAAUUCGUUGCUUUGUGCGUUAUGUAAUUUGAGUCGGUGGGAACAAGUUAAGAUGCUAGUGAAGGAAAUGGCAGAUUACAAGAUAUAUCAGGAUAAGGUGACAUUCACCACUAUUAUCAAUGCUUUAUGUAAAGAAGGAUUGGUCGACGAAGCGGAAGAUGUGCUCCGUAUCAUGUUGCAGAAAAAUGUGGCUCCGGAUGUAGUCUCUUACAGCGCGUUGAUGGAUGGGUAUUGUCUGCAAGGACGAGUGGAUGAAGCCCGUAACGUGUUUGAUAAAAUGCCUAGCAAGAAUAUUGCUCCUAAUAUUGUAAGUUUUAGCAUCUUGAUCAAUGCAUAUUGCAAGCAAGUGAAAAGGAUCGACGAGGCCUUGCAUCUCUUCCGUGAUAUGCAACGUAAAGGGUUCGAACCCGAUGUGGCGCCAUAUAACACUCUACUACACGGGCUAUUUCACGGUGGUAGAUAUUCUUGUGCAAUGAAGCUUUUUGACGAGUUGCAAACUGUUGGGCUGAAACCUAACUUUUAUACUUACUUUAACUUGUUGGAUGGACUGUGUAUGAACGGGCAAACCGAACGGGCGUUGUUGUUGUUGGAACAAUUGGAGCAGAAGAAAAACGAAUAUCUUCAUAUUGCUUACUACAGUAUUGUGAUGGAUGGAUUCUUGAAAGCUAAAGAAGUUGAUAAAGCUCGAGUUAUUUUUAGCAAUCUCCCUUGUAAAGGAUUGGAACCGGAUGUGAAAACCUACACUAUCAUGAUAAACGGAUGUUGCCAAAACGGGCUUCUUUUGGAGGCUAAAGAUCUUCUUGCGAAGAUGGAAGAGGCAAGAGUGUUGCCGAAUGAGGUUACCUAUAAUGCUAUUAUUCGAGGGAAUCUAUUGAGCGGUGAAUACGAUGAUGCAGCAAAGUUUUUCGAGGAAAUGAGUGAUAGAGGAUUCUCCCCUGAUCCAUCAACGUUUCGCGUGAUGCUUGAUUUAGUCGGGACUAAGGAACAGAGCCCUACUGUCGUCUUGAAAAUGAUUCAAAAGUUGGCUCCAAAUACUUUUAAAAACCAACCAAAAUUACGAGGCAACGCUAUAAGAGAGAAACACGACUUUACUAUAAUUCGAUUCCGCCUUCUUAAACGUCUGCAACUUCAAUUCUCUGUUUUCCAGACUUCUGAAAUGGAGAGAAAGGGUUUCAAUUUGGGGAAAUUUCUGAUUUCUUCUCCCAAUUUUCACCAAUCAGGUAAUUUACACUUCUCCUUCCGUUAUUUUCUUACAAAAUCUGUUUCAAGUUGCAAUUCCCCUGAGAAAAUGAAGCUUGAACCUGGAAAUAUCAAUGGCUUGGAUGAAGCUAUGAAUCUGUAUAAGAAUAUGGCGGGAACGAGGCCUUUUCCUCGUAUACAACGCUUCAAUCAACUGCUUUCGCGUUUGGUCUAUCUGAAAGAGUAUUCCGCAUCCAUUUUACUAUUCAAUGAUAUCUGCAAUUUGGGGAUUUCAGUUACUGAGUACACUAUGAACGUUGCUAUGAACAGUUAUUGCCUCUCUAAUCGGAUCGAUUACGGGUUUUCCGUUCUGGCUAUGUUCUUCAAGCGCGGCUGCGUCCCCGAUUCGAUCACUUUCAAUACCUUGUUGAAGGGUUUGUUUCGAGAGAAUCGGAUUAGCGAGGCGCAGGAAUUGUUUAGGAAGAUUGUGAGAGAAGGGUUGUGUGAGCUGACUGUAGUUACUUACGGGACUGUGAUCGACGGGCUUUGCAAGUCGGGUAAUACUGCAGUUGCUAUCGAAUUGCUCGGAGUAAUGGAGAAUGGGAGCUGUUGUAAGCCCAACAUCAAUGUUUACAACAUGGUUAUUGAUUCCUUAUGUAAGGGGAAAAAGAUGGAAUCCGCGUUGGAGUUUUUCGAUGAACUGAUUGGAAAAGGUGUAACGCCGGAUAUCUUCACUUACAAUGCUUUGAUUUGUGGAUUGUGUAAUUUGAGUCGGUGGGAGCAAGUUAAGGUAUUAGUGACGGAAAUGGCGGACUGCAGAAUAUAUCCGGAUAGGGUGACGUUCAAUACUAUUCUUGAUGCUUUAUGUAAAGAAGGAUUGGUGGACGAAGCGGUAGACGUACUCCGUAUCAUGAUGCAGAAAAAUGUGGUUCCGGAUGCAGUGUCGUACAAUUCUUUGAUGGAUGGUUAUUGUCUGCAAGGACGAGUGGACGAAGCCCGUAACGUGUUCGAUUCAAUGCCUAGCAGGAAUAUUGCUCCUACUAUACAAAGUUUUAAUAUCUUAAUCAAUGGAUAUUGCAAGAAACUGAAGAUAGACGACGCAGUGCAUCUCUUUCGCGAGAUGGCCCUUAAAGGGUUCAAACCCGACGUGACGACAUACAGCACCCUAUUACACGGGCUGUUUCACAGUGGCAGAUAUUCUUGUGCAAUGAAGCGUUUUGAUGAGUUACAAACUGUUGGGCUGAAACCUAACUUCUAUACUUACUGUAACUUGUUGGACGGACUGUGUACGAACGGCCAAACUGAACGAGCGUUGUUGUUGUUGGAUGAGUUGGAGCAGAAAGGAGAGCAUCUUCAUACUUCAUACUACACUAUAGUCAUGGAUGGAUUGUGCAAAGCUAACGAAGUUGAUAAAGCUCGAGUCGUUUUUAACGAUCUCCCUUCGAAAGGUUUGCAACCUAACGUGGUAACCUACACUAUUCUGAUAAAAGGGUGCUGUCAAAACGGGCUUUUUGAUGAAGCGAAAGAUCUUCUUUCGGAGAUGAAACGGGUAAAUUUGUUGCCCGAUGGGAUUACCUACAAUGCCAUUGUUCAAGGAUUUAUCGCGAAGGGCGAAUACGACGACGCAACAAAGUUUCUCGAGGAAAUGGGUGCUAACGGAUUUUCUGCAGAUUCGUUUACUUUCUCGCUGCUGCUCGAUUUAGUCGGGACGAAGAAGCAAAAUCCUACUGUUUUGAAAAUGAUUCAAAAGUUGGGUCCAAGUACUUUAAAACACAAAUUAUGAGCCAAAAAAUUGUGCUACUGGGAUUUUUUUUUCUUUCUAAAAUCACAGAUGAUAAUUAAUAAUA
Erythranthe guttata (spotted monkey flower) is the source of this 3862-nucleotide messenger RNA. Lineage: Eukaryota; Viridiplantae; Streptophyta; Magnoliopsida; Lamiales; Phrymaceae. The record is from RefSeq and is a predicted model, not a curated record.